CAAAGCGUCAGAUAUAAACUACGAAAGUAAUCACGAUUAUAUGAUUUGUGAGAUGCCGCUUGAGUUAGGAGGUGUCGUAGAAUGCAUUUUAGAUGAUGAAAAUACUAAAACGUACAAUGUACAAAUCCUUCAGAACGAUGUUGCAAAAUAUAUUGAUGAAAAUAUGGAGGGAGGACUCCAGGAAGUAUGUGAAGGAGAAAUAUAUGAUAUAUAUGAAGACGAACUUGGAGGGCCCGUGAAAUACGAAAAUGAAGAAAAUGCUCACUAUUAUCUGAAUCAUAUUGAAAGUGGGGAAGCAAGUGAGCAACUCAAUAUUGAUGAAUUGAAGUUUGAAGAUUCGAACUCGGAUCUUGUUCUAACUAGUGAUAUAUACUCAUAUGACUUUUCGUCUAUAACUGAAGUAGAACAAACCCAAAACAACGUCAACCCAAUGCCCUCCGAGGAAACAGCUGUGAAUGACGUCGACUAUAGUGAGUUGGAAAAAUACUUGGAGGACUAUUUUAGCGAUAUCUAAAUGUCCAACACUUUUUUUUAUCAUAUCAACUAAACGCCUAAUGUAUUCAAAUACU
This is a messenger RNA of Scaptodrosophila lebanonensis, 569 nucleotides long. RefSeq lists its product as uncharacterized. The coding region runs from base 41 to 514 and encodes 157 amino acids. The record is from RefSeq and is a predicted model, not a curated record. The transcript has 3 exons. NCBI's taxonomy places the organism in Eukaryota, Metazoa, Arthropoda, Insecta, Diptera, Drosophilidae.